This is a messenger RNA of Adineta ricciae, 690 nucleotides long. The record is from the annotation of a GenBank genome assembly. Lineage: Eukaryota; Metazoa; Rotifera; Eurotatoria; Adinetida; Adinetidae.
AUGACCACAGCAACAUCAAGUAUCACUACGAUAAGAUCAACAACAAUCAAUACUACCGGCUCAACUUCAAUUUCCAGCACUACAACAUCAACAGUAUUAAUAACUACAUUAACAAGUAGUACAACUUAUGUUUCUUCAACAAGUAGCACAUCAACAACAACUUCGGCUUCAACUAUUUCAUCCACGACUACCACAACUCAAACAACAACAACGACAACCGUAUCUCGCUGUCAGAUGGCUGAUUUUGGCAGAUUGCUGACUCAGAGUGGACCGACUAGUUGGUUCCAAUUUUCAUAUACUUAUAUAGCAACGAGUAUCGAACCUACACUUCGUUUUAUAUUCGAUGGUGGCCCAGCAGACUGUUCUUAUUUGGAUAAUAUUUCGAUCACUGAUAAUAAUGCACCUUCUGUUCAACUUCUUAGUAAUCCGAGUUUCGAAAAUUCGACAUCAUCACCAGUUGGAUGGAAUGUAGCAAAUUCAUCUACAUGUCAAAGUGGUACUCAGGGACAAGUAAUUACGAGUGGUUGUCAAACGUCAUCUGGUAAUAAUUGCUUCAAAGCUUAUUGCGUGAGAGGUUAUGAAUAUUUGUUUCAAUCAUUUAAUGCAAUUAUUGGAGAUUUUUAUACAAUUUCCUUUUGGUUGGAACAAACAGGAGGCCCAGUUGCUUGUAUAUAUGUCGACGUUAUUUGA